AUGAUGGAUUCUCAAACGGUGUUUAGACCAAGUGUUAAACGCAAAACACUUGACUCGCCAACGGAUGAUGUGUUUGAACUUGACGUGGAUAUGACCGCAGAAUCUGAACCGGACGACUUGAAAACGGUGUAUGAGCCGGAAAAGUCGGACAAACCUAGUGACCGCGAAGGUUUCAUGGACGCAAAUGUGCAAACUACAGUAAGAGUAGACGGGACGGACCCUGAUUUUUAUUAUAAAAUAGAUGACCCAAAUAGUAAAUCGCAAACAUCGUUGUCGAAGGAGUUCUUGUCUAACUUCAUGCUGGAGUUUACAGAGGAUGAGUUGGCAGCAAAGAGAACAGUGGAAACUAUAUACUCAGCAACGGGAUCCUUCGCAUACACAUAUCGCAGCUUGGACGACGCGUUCUUCUCAAGGUCGACGAGCGUUAACACGUUGAUGCCAUUCGUAAAGGCACUAGCGUCAGUGGCAGACGAAUCGAUGCUGCUUAAGAUACUGGAGGAAGCAAAGAUAAAUAGGGAAGUGAGCGGAAGUGGGUCCGCAGACAAGUCGCUGCUGCUUAACUUUGAGCUGAUACUGUUAGGGCACUUCAGGCCAAUAAAGGCGAAGCUUGGGGAGUACAUGGGAGCAAACUUUCCACUGACCUGGAAAGAACUAAACGAGUUCACGACAGUGCUCUUUAAAAAUGGAAUACUGACGGAGCUAAAUACCUUCUUCACGAACGUCUACGGGAUCUAUGAGAUAUACAUGGAGGACUUCAAGAGGUACCUGAUGGACCUGAGGAUGUACGUGAUGAGGCUGAACGACUGUUUGACGGCAGAGGAAAAGAAGACGAAGAAGCAGAAGGCCGCAUCGCUGUACUCACUGCACGACUGCGUGGACAUAAUCAACUUCAUAGCCUCCCAGCUGGACAGCAUGAGGAAGGUGUACGUGCUGUUGGUAAAGAAUAUUAUGAACACGCCAGUGACGGAUAAUUUGGAAAAGGUGCUGGCGUCACUUGAAAAGGACCUGAGAAGCCAGGCGCUGCUGAAGAGGGAGGAAGGAGAAGUCUCGGAUAAGGUGAGUUGCAUAAGGAUGCUGCUGGACGAGGACUCGGUAAAGUUCCUGGGGUCGGCGUCGCUGGCGACCGAUAAUGGAGUGUGCAGAGAUAAGUUCAACGCAUUCUUCACAGCAUACCAGCAGGAGCUGCAGCGAAGAACAGAUGAGUCGUCGGAGUUUCAGAAGAAGAAGAAGUUCAAGAGGGACUCGGUGCAGUACGUGCUGGACAGGCUGGAGGAGCAGCGCUCGAACACGCUACCUGCGAACUGUAAGAACCCGUUCUACACCGUGGGAAUAGCGCCGAAGCUGUGCAACCAGGACACGAUCAAAAAGUGCGCUAAGAAGCUGAAGACGCUGCUGCACCCGGACACGGAGCACGACGCGGAGUGGAAGCAGAAGUCGGAGACGGCCUUCAAGGAGGCCUCGCUGGCGCUGUACCAGUGCGUGAACCUGAUAGACACGUUUAGCGCAACGAUGUCGAGAGUGGGACCGGUGCCGCCAUACCUGUCGCACCUGGGACUGACGGUGACCGAUGAUGCAGGCUACGUAAAAACAAACACAGGCAACCAGGAUCAGAGCGCAACGGCAGCCACAGCUUCGGGAGCUGCGACAACAGGGGCGUCAGCGGCAGGAGCACCCGGGUCGGCGGGAAGCAAUGCGUCCGACGUCCUGGAGUCGCUCUACCUCUUCUUCCCCGACUUCACCAUACGCUCGGAGGACGCGAAGGUGGGCGCUCUGUCGGUGGAGCUGGACCUGAGCAACCUGGCGGAGGGGAAGGUGUGGCAGGGUCUGGGCAGGAACAAGCACGUGAGUCUGUUUGUGCACAGGCCGCUGCACAACGAGCCGCUGACAGUGCACGUGCCGCCGGAGCUGGUGAGCAGCCACCUGCGCUUCCCGCUCUCGGAGCCGCUGAAGAACAGGACGCCGAUAUUCAAGGUGGACGCGGUGCAGCCGAUCCAGUUCGGGAGCUCGUGGAAGUACUACGUGGGAGUGAAGGUGUGCGGGGACAGGGGCUCGACGCUGGUGAGCUGGAGGCCGGUGUUCAUAGAGCUAUCGUCGAGAGGAAGGUCUGCGAGUCACGUGGCGCGCCUUCUGAGCACCUUUGUGAACGCGAGCUUCGUGAGCCAGCCUCUGCUCCAGGAGAAGCUGAAGGCGAUAAAGGGCACCGGCAGCAAGGCUGAGGCCGAGCGGUUCCUGGUCGAGUGCACGAAGAAGGCCCAAAGCUGGGCCGACGAAAACUAA
Messenger RNA from Theileria orientalis strain Shintoku, 2277 nucleotides. RefSeq lists its product as uncharacterized. The transcript has a single exon. Bases 1 to 2277 code for a protein of 758 amino acids. Lineage: Eukaryota; Apicomplexa; Aconoidasida; Piroplasmida; Theileriidae. The record is from RefSeq and is a predicted model, not a curated record.